AUGGAGAGGCCUUGCAUCUCAAGGCGCAGUCCACUCGCCAUAUCAACACUACUAUUCACACUUCUCAACCCCUCCGCAGCAAUCCCAUACACACCUUCCUCUCUCUUCCUCGCGCCACAAUACAAUGACUCUCUCGCUUACCUUCUUCGACCCAGCAGUUCUUUAGAAGGCAAAGUCGAGCUCCUCUCUCUGAAUUUCUCCUCCAGCCUCGAUACAAACGACACAUCUUUUCAAACACUCCUCUCAGAAGCACCCUUUCAAAGUACCGAGCAGAACUCGACGUAUACACCCGUUAUCGACGACCAAGGCAUCAUAACAGUCUAUGCGGGGAACUGUCAAAACUCGACGGAUAAGAAUACAGUAUGGCAGUUUCACCCCGACAACAGCAGCUCUAUCGGGAAUGGAAGCUGGAGCCAGCUACCAGUGAUCCCGGAUGAAAAAACAAAUCCGAAAUACUUGGCUGCAGGCUUUACAUUUUCUUCAAAUAGCACAAGUGAAAGCGCUGUGUACGCAUUUGGUGGAAUGUGCCCUUUACCAAACAGCACAGAUGAAACAUGGAUAUCUGCUGCAAACUAUUCCCAGUCGAUGACUCUCUUGAAUCCAGAGUCUGGCAAAAGUUCUGAAUAUUAUGCGACUACCACUGGAAACCGUGCACCUCCCGUUGCUGAAGCAGGAAUAGCUAUUGUUCCACUGUCAGCCACAACUUUUAAACAGGAGAGACAGCAGGAUUUCCUGUUCAUUGGAGGACAUACACGACAAGCAUUUCUGAAUAUGUCUCAACUUGCGUUGUUUUCUGUUCCGCAAGGAAGCUGGAGCUUUGUGGCAGUCAACUCAGAAGCAACCCCGAAAACCGAGCUCGCGGUUCGUGAUCAGUCCGUGGAACCUCGAUCAGGGCAUGCGGCAGUCUUGUCAAAUGACGGAACCAAGAUCUUUGUGAUUGGAGGCUGGGUGGGAAAUACGUCUAUCCCAGCUGAUCCUCAAGUCGCAGUCUUGGAGGUUGGAGAAAAUUAUGGAGGUUCGGGUUCUUGGAGCUGGAAGAUCCCGACAUCCAAUGGUGCCAAAAACAUCGACCAUGCUGGAAUAUUUGGUCACUCUGCGAUAAUGCUUCCGGGAGACAUAUUGAUGAUCGCAGGAGGCUAUACAAUCCCCAAACUGAUUUCAAAGCGAUCCACAUUCAUCGCGCAAGCCAACCCCAACGUCUACCUUUACAAUUCAACUUCUGGGAAUUGGAUCACUUCAUACACCAAUCCCACAGCACAUAAGUCAACUUCAUCAGAUGCAAGUGGUCUGUCCUCCAGGCAGAAGAUUGGCCUGGGAGUUGGGCUAGGUCUUGGAAUUCCAUUCCUCAUAAUCAUAGCUCUGCUAGCCAAGCAAUAUCAUCGGAGACAUGGAUUCAAAAGCAAGCGAGACUCACAGCUUCGUGAACUGGCUCUGGGCGCUGAACGUGCACACUUCUGGGGUCGUGGUGAUGUGCUUGACGAGACCAGUGCCCGAACCUCUCGCACGAGUGAAAAGACAGAUCCUGUUUCCACCUACCCUUGGUCUGGAAACCGCAACCAUACGUCUAGGCCUCCUUGGAAUGAUCAAAAGGAUGGAUUGGCAGAGAUGACCGGAUUGCUUGCAAAUGCCAGUCCAAACAUAAAUAAUCCGUCUGAAAGUCGACCGCCCAGCCAAACAAGGCCGUGGAGCGGUUACCGCCGCAGUGAAGUUCUCAGUGAUAUUCACCCUAUUGACGAGCGGGAAGAGGACGAAGCCAUCGUCAGGGAACGUCUUAUGGCAACUAUUCCAACUUCAACAGGGGAAAACCCAGAGUUCCUUGGUCAGGAGGAUCCAUUUACACAGUUGGAUGCGUCAUUCGGCACUCCCCGCACCACGAUUUUCGGCGUAGGUCUGGGUCCUUUCUAUAGCAGACGCAAGGACAUUGGCGCUGAUAACGACGGCGCUGUGUCUCCGGUGAAGAGUGAACGAACUUCCACCAAUCUAUCUGACUCCUCGAGUUUCUCCUUCGCAUCAGCCCAACAGACUGGUCAGGUCAUGCAGGCACGAGCUGUUUACAUUGAACGACCCGUGAGCUGGUCUAGCAGCGGUCGCCAGUCGCUUGAACAGCUUGCGACAGGAUCGUACCGCCUGAGUAGGGAGACAGCAUACAGCGACCUUGAUGGAGUACCUCCCUCUGAAAGCUCAUACUCAGCUGACACCUUCUCAACUGCUCAAACUACUAUAUCAGAUCGCCUUGCAGAAGCUACAUCCCUGCUUUCUGAGCCAGAUGCCACCCGUCCCCAAGAAUCCUUGCCCUCUUCGCCCUCAAAACUACCUCCAUCAGCCAAGCCACGACCAGGAAUGAUGCAGACUAUGCGACGUGCUUUAACUAUCAAUCGCCGCUCAGACAGCCAGACAGAUCCAGACGAGACUGCUGAAGUGGCCUCUGGCAUCGAUCAUCGUAGCACAAUCAUCGGCUCGCCACCGCGCUCUACCAAGAGCGGCGCCAGCACCCCUCGCCGAGCAGUCAGUGCCUCGGCCGAACUCUUCCGCCGCAGAAGAGAAGCUAGAGACAAGAGAGCAUUUGAUCCCGUCAGCAACGAAAGACAUACUCGCGACGAUCUCUUCUUGGGUGCUCCGGGGUAUCUUGGCGACGACGACACUUGCAAUGUUGAUGAAAUUGCCGAGGACUGCGACAUCGAGGAUUCCAAUGAAAGUAGCAGUGUACAGCUCACCUAUACUUUCCCACGAGAGAAACUUCGUGUCGUCAAUGCUACUAAGGGUGACAUGGAUAAUCUCUCAGAGGGGUCUAUCAAUCGGACUCUUAGUGGUACGACAGUCCUUCGCCGAGUAAGCAGUUAG
Molecule: messenger RNA, 2841 nt
Organism: Penicillium taxi
Lineage: Eukaryota; Fungi; Ascomycota; Eurotiomycetes; Eurotiales; Aspergillaceae
Exons: 1
Coding region: 1-2841 (946 amino acids)
Molecular function (GO): protein binding
Source: RefSeq, a predicted model, not a curated record